UCUCUCCCUCUCAUUUUUCUGGAGCUCAAAGAAGCUCAGAGAGCACGUCAUAAAGGAAGGAAAGAAGGAAGGAACAAUAAGAAAUGGCGAGAGGAAUGAACAUGCUUGUGUUGAUGGUGCUCCUAGGAGCCGCGAUCCAGAGUUGCAGCGCUCAGACGACGCAUGUGGUCGGCGAUUCGCUCGGGUGGGUCGUCCCGCCUGGCGGCGCGAUCGCCUACUCCACUUGGGCAGCCAACGAGACCUUCGUUGUGGGCGACACUCUCGUCUUCAAUUUCACGACCGGAAUGGACGAUGUUGCCAAGGUCACGAAGGCGGCAUACGACAGCUGCAACUCCACAAGCCCCAUCUCGCGCUGGACCAAUGGGCCAGCGACCAUCACCCUCAACCAGUCCGGCGAGCACUUCUUCAUCUCCACGUUCGACAGGCGCUGCAGCCUCGGUGAGAAGCUUGCGAUCAAUGUGAGCGCUGCCUCAGGUCCCGCCCCGGCCCCAACAACCACACCAACACCACCAGCUGCUUCUGCACCGGCACCGACCACAACCCCGACAAGGUCGCCAGUGACUUACACCGUGGGUGACGGUGUUGGAUGGAAUGUGCUUGUCAACACCACACAGGCCUAUGAGCUCUGGGCUGCCAACAAGACCUUCAUGGUUGGUGAUAUCUUAGUGUUCAACUUUGUCAACGGGACGCAAAACGUUGCGGAGGUUACCAAAUCAGCGUUCGACUCCUGCAACAUCACCUCCACCAUCUCCGUCUACGCAGUCCCGCCAGUCAGAAUCACCCUUACCACCCCCGGCGAGCACUUCUACACAUCCACAUACCCGAACCGCUGCUCCCUCGGCCAGAAGCUUGCCAUCACCGUGAGCGCUGCCCCGACUCCCACCCCGGCCCCAUCAACUACACCAACACCUCCAGCUGCUUCUGCACCAGCACCGGCGACAGCAUCAGCAACAACCCCAACAAGGUCACCAGUGACUUACACCGUGGGUGAAGGUGUUGGAUGGAAUGUUCUUGUCAACACCACUCAGGCCUAUGCGCUCUGGGCCGCCAACAAGACCUUCAUGGUCGGUGACACCUUAGUGUUCAACUUUGUGAAUGGGACACAAAACGUCGCUGAGGUUACCAAAUCAACGUACGACUCCUGCAACACCACCUCCACCAUCUCCGUCUACACGGUCCCGCCAGUCAGAAUCAUCCUUGCCACCCCUGGCGAGCACUUCUACACAUCCACCUACCCGGACCGCUGCUCCCUUGGCCAGAAGCUUGCCAUCAACGUCACCGGCAGCUCGGCCACAACCCCAUCGCUUUCCCCUGCUACCCCUCCAUCGUCCACUGCCAUGCCGCCCUCCACCUCUACUAGUCCUUCUCCACCUUCUACCACCACCACGCCUUCUCCAGCAGGCUCUGCCACCCCUCCGUCGCCAGGCAACUCGGCCGCCUCUUUGAGCGUCACUGGCUUGUUCUCGGGGAUGUUGUCUGUCGCCGUUGUGUUGUUGUACUAGAUUACUUGAGUCUUCUUUUUCCUCCGUUCACUACAUGGUGAUUGUGAUUCGUUUGUGAGUUUUUUUUUUUUUUUUAAGAAUUUAGACUCAUACU
Eucalyptus grandis is the source of this 1596-nucleotide messenger RNA. Its product is annotated as blue copper protein. The record is from RefSeq and is a predicted model, not a curated record. Gene Ontology annotation, molecular function: electron transfer activity. The transcript is spliced from 4 exons. Gene Ontology annotation, cellular component: plasma membrane. NCBI's taxonomy places the organism in Eukaryota, Viridiplantae, Streptophyta, Magnoliopsida, Myrtales, Myrtaceae. The coding region runs from base 84 to 1502 and encodes 472 amino acids.